UCCGGUGCGGCAGCCUCUGCGGCUCGUGAGAGAGCGAGCAGGCCGGUUGGCGAGAGAGAGAGAGAGAGAGAGAGAGAGAGAGAGGGUGAGAGAGAAGCAGGCGGGGGAGCGCGAGCCAGCAGCGGAGAGAGAAGACCCGGUAGAGCGCGAGGAGGGAGAGAGAGAGAGAGAGAGAGAGAGAUCGAGAGUGAACGAGAGGAGAGAGAGAGCGACGACCAUCAGGGUCCGAGUGCCUCAGGGACGGACGACACGGAGAGGGGGAGGACUGAGCGAGCGAGUGAUUGUCCGAGCGAUCGACAGCCCGACCGACCGACAGACAGACAGAUUGAAUGAAGCUGCACCUGGUGCUUCUGAGGGCCUUUCCCAUGUUUUGAUUUGCUCCAUUUUUUUACUUUCUAAACUUGGUUUCACCGAGCCGCUCCCUGCCAUGCCGUCCAACAGUCCUGCUGCCGCCGAACCGCCCCAGACACCAGAGAACGAAACGACCAAAGAUGUGGGUGAAGAUGGAGCAGACCAGGACAGUCCAGAGGAGGGGACGCCAGCGAGCCCCCGCAACAAGCGCAGAGUGGGUCGUCCUGGCAGGAAACGCAAACAGCUGCUUCCUGAGAUGGCGACCUCUGACCCCUGUGCAAACGCCCCCCCAACCCCGCCUGAGGAGCCGGAGCCCUCCCCCUCCCCUCGCAAGAAGCGCGGGCGUCGGAAACUAGAGCAAACCGAGAAGAAUAAGGACGAGCCAGACGACAGAAACUGUGACUCCCCCAGAGAGAAAGAGACUGGGAGGCUGCGGAGGAGGCCAGUCCCCAGAGUGACUUUCCAGGCUGGAGAUCCGUACUACAUCAGCAGGAGACAGAGAGAAGAAUGGCUCAGCCGCUGGAAGAUGGAGGUGGGAGAGAAACAGGCAGAGCGACGGGCGUACAGAGAGGCAGAGAUAAACAUGAUGGACGACCUAUCAGAGGGAGACUUUCACAAAGAGGAGGAGGAGCCAGCCAGCCCAGCCCCUCCCCCUUCACAACAACACACAGACCCCGCCUCUCCAACAGUCGCCGUGACACCGGAGCCGGUUGCCAGGGGAGAACAGGCCACACCCAGCGAGGUAGAGUACCAGGAUGGCAGGGGUUUUGGCAUCGGUACUCUGGUGUUUGGGAAGCUGCGAGGUUUCUCUUGGUGGCCCGGCAGGAUUGUUUCCUGGUGGAUGAGCGGCCGAAGUCGAGCUGCAGAUGGAACUCGCUGGGUGAUGUGGUUUGGAGACGGCAAGUUCUCUGUGCAGAGCCACAGAAGAUGCUCAGAAAGGGGACCCAGAGUCCUUCCACAAAGAGUUUGUGUGGAGAAGCUGAUGCCUCUGAGCUCUUUCUCAUCUGCCUUCCAUCAGCCCACUUACAACAAACAGUCCAUGUAUCGGAAAGCCAUCUUUGAGGCUCUGCAGGUGGCCAGUGUACGUGCAGGGAGGCCAGUUCCCUCCUGUGAUGCGAGCGAUGAUGCAGACGGCGUAGAGAUUCAAACCAGACAGAUGAUAGAGUGGGCCAUGACCGGCUUCCUACCCAGUGGUCCGCAAUCACUGGACCCUCCAGAGGGUGAGAAAAAUACCUAUAAGGAAGUGUACCCAGAGAUGUGGGCGGAACCUGAGGCAGCAUACACACCUCCACCUGCCAAGAAACCGCGCAAAAACGCAGCUGAAAAAGCAAAGAUCAGAGAGGUGAUCGACGAAGGGACCAGAGAGAGACUCAUAUUUGAGAUAAAAAAGAAGACCAGGAACAUAGAAGAUAUUUGCAUCUCCUGCGGAAGCCUCAACGUCUCUCUGGAGCAUCCUCUCUUCGGAGGAGCAAUGUGCCAGGGUUGCAAGAACUCGUUCCUGGAGUGUGCUUACCAGUACGACGACGAUGGCUACCAAUCCUACUGCACCAUCUGCUGUGGAGGCAGGGAAGUGCUCAUGUGUGGCAACAACAACUGCUGUAGGUGUUUCUGUGUGGAGUGUGUGGAUCUCCUGGUAGGAACCGGCUCGGCGGCGGCAGCCAUCAAAGAAGACCCCUGGAACUGCUACAUGUGUGGAUCCCGAAGCACCUACGGGUUACUGCGGCGACGGGACGACUGGCCCUGCAGACUACAGCACUUCUUCGCCAACAACCAUGAACAGGAAUUCGAGCCAGCCAAGUUGUAUCCUCCAGUUGCAGCAGAGAAGAGGAAACCAAUCAGAGUUCUCUCUCUGUUUGACGGCAUUGCUACAGGUCUGUUGGUGCUGAAGGAUUUGGGCAUCCAGGUUGACAAGUACGUUGCGUCUGAGGUGUGUGAAGACUCCAUCACUGUCGGCAUGGUUCGACACCACGGUCGGAUCAUGUACGUGGGUGACAUACGCAACGUAACGCACAAACAUAUCGAAGAGUGGGGACCAUUUGACCUGGUGAUAGGAGGAAGUCCUUGCAAUGACCUCUCCAUAGUCAACCCUGCAAGAAAAGGCCUUUACGAAGGAACCGGCCGGUUGUUUUUCGAGUUUUACCGUCUGCUGCACGAGGCUCGACCAAAGCCGGGCGAUGAGCGGCCGUUCUUCUGGCUGUUUGAGAACGUGGUUGCUAUGGGAGUUAGCGACAAACGGGACAUCUCCCGCUUUUUAGAGUGUAACCCAGUGAUGAUUGAUGCCAAGGAGGUCUCUGCUGCCCACCGUGCUCGUUACUUCUGGGGAAACCUGCCAGGCAUGUCCAGACCUCUGUCUCCCAUGACGAAUGACAAGCUCGACCUACAAGAGUGCCUCGAGCACGGGCGCACAGCCAAGUUUGAGAAGUUGCGUACGAUAACGACACGCUCCAACUCUGUGAAGCAGGGGAAAGACGAGCAUUUCCCCGUCUUCAUGGACAACAAGGAGGACAUCCUCUGGUGUACCGAGAUGGAAAGGGUGUUUGGUUUCCCCGUCCACUACACCGACGUGUCCAACAUGAGUCGUCUGGCCAGGCAAAGGCUGCUGGGACGUUCCUGGAGCGUCCCCGUCAUCAGGCACCUCUUCGCCCCGCUCAAGGAGUACUUCGCCUGCAACUAGUCACACACCACCAACUCUCUCUCUCACACACACACACACACAUACAAACACACACAAACAGACAUACACAGAUAAGUACACACAGUAUACAGCUAGUACAUGAAGGUUGGCUGACGCAGGAUGACUCAGAUGACCGGACAUACACACACGUGUACACACACACACACACACACACACACACACACACACACACACACACACACACACACACACUGUAAAGGACUGCUUCCCUAGAUCCCCAUGUAGACCACUGGCUGACCUUAGUCCCCUGGUGCUACCUUGCUGAUUUUCACACACACACACACACACACACACACACACACAGACACACACACUGGUGCAUACAAACUUCCUGUCCGACCUUGAAACUGGUGUCUUCUGGCUUUACUGUGUCAAUAGUAGCUAGAGUUCAAACCUCCAGAGGGCGCAAAAGUGACAAAGAUGCCCCAACUUUCUGUUUUUAACACCUCUCUAAAUACGUCAACACACCAAUGAAUCCCUCUGAACCGUAACACUUAACUCAAAUGUAUUCAUGCGUAGUGACAGUGCUGCUGGUGUAUUACCGUGCAAUGAACACAAAUAUACAAACUCACAAACACACACACACCAGUUAAUGCUCGUGGUGCUGGUCAGGCAGUGAUAGAGUCCAAAUGGUGCCACUUUAAUACAACACAUAUAAAGUUUUUGGUGCUCUUGGAGACCGAACGGUCUCUGGUUGUUUCAGUCGCUACAGUUUUGUGUCCCUAAGUGAGUUAAACCAAAUGCUUACAAGCAGGUGGAGGCAACACCAGGCAAGAGAGGUGAAUUUUUAAGAACUAUUUAUUUGUGUGAUAUAGUGAGAGUGUGCAAGGGAGAGUCCAAAAGAAAAAGUAAGGCAACUGAUAUAUUCAUGUGGAGCCUUUUUUUAACGUGACUACAACUAAAUCAGAUUGUAAAAGCUGCUCUGGAGGCACAAAUCAUUUUAGUAGACGAGUUAAACCUCAGUCAUCCGAGCCAAAAAUCCACGUUUUUUUGUGGCAAAAAAACACCAAAAGAGGUCUUCAGCUUCCCCUGAGAAAGACCACUUUUGUCUGAAAUGUUGUCAGUGAUUCCAACAAUAUGAAAUACUGAAAUAAAAGAGUGAAUUUUUGGGGAUGCCAAAGCAGUUUGAGGUUGUGUUUUUUCCUUUUUUCAUGUUUGUUACCCGGCAUCUGCAUAGUGCCUAUUAUUUAUAGAAUCCCCAUUAGCUUCCACUAGAGAAUAAAUACACACAAAUAUACAUCGGACAAAAUCUAGACGUUGAAAGUUACAAAAGAAAUCAAAAAUUAAUUAGAGGAAUAUAAAAUAUAAUAGAAACAUUAAUUUUUAAAAAAACAGACUAAUUUGAUACAUAAUCUAGGAAAAAAUAAGAGGCCGGCCAUGUGGAUUUGCAUGUGCUUUCAUGAAAAGACUUUUUCAGAGCCAAGAUCAUAAUGGAAAGCCUUGUAACUGUCUCCAUCUUCAGUGUUUGGAGCGCCCUCCAGUGGGCAGAGAAACCAGUAGAAAGAGAGUGCAUAACAAGAAAAAACACUCAUGUUGGGGUAAAACAAUCCUUUGUGUUCCACAGUUAGUGUUAGUGGUCACUGGAUCAGAACAGUUGUGAAGAUAAAGACAGAAUAACGUCAGCUUUUAUACUUAGUACCUAAACAUUCUCAUAUAUAUAUCGAAAUAUAGAAUAUUGCUGCUGCAUGUCUUUGUUGUCAGGACCUACAUCCACUGGCACUUGUGUGCUUUUUUAAAAACUUAUACUGCUUUGAUUAUUUCUUGGUGGUUUUUUGCAAUAUUUUAGGCAGUGAUUGUACAUUAAGGUUAGCCAAUGCUUUGGUGAAUAUGCUGUGAUGUACUGUACAAUAGUACCGUUUUAAGAAUGGGUUUAUUUCAUCAUGUUUAGCACAUGCUGGUAUGCAAUACUUACUCAAUAACAUUUGUGAAAGUGCUGUUUGUAUUGCAUUGAUUACUGUUAACUGUUGCUCAAAUGACUGUGAUGUUCAUCUUAAGGGUGCAAAAUUGGAAUAAUACUGUCUGUCACUUUAGUCAUUAUGCCACUUGCCUGAUAGAUAGAUGUCAUAAUACUGUACCAAACCUUGGCCUACUUAAUGGGAUCAUUUCAUUAAGUUGGCAGUGAAAAACAACACUAUAUUUAAGCCUUCAGUGUCAUUAUGUUGAUGUACCGGAGGGACGUUUCUGUUCGAAUAAUCCUUAGGCAAAGUCCUGAAAAACAGUUAUACUGUGAAAUGACGAUAUAAGGGAGUCUUUCUAUGUGGCUCAGUUUGUUUUUACCCAUCAUGAGAGUGGCUUUCAUCAGGUGUGACGCAUUAUGCACUGUCUCUAUAGCUGUCUGGGUAAGACCUUCCAAGAUCAUGAAGGCCAGCCAACAUUAUUAUUUGUUUUAUUUAAUUUUGAGUUUGCUUGCUAUUUAAAAAGAUUGGAGAUUGUAAUUUCAUUUGAUAUAGUCAAAUACGUAUUAUUAUUUUUUAUGACGCUGAUAUUACACUGCAUAAAGUCAGCUUUCUGGAUUUUGUGUCAAAAUCUCAGUUUAACAUCGCUACACAGUGAAGUGUUUUUAUUUCAAAAAUUUUAAACCUUAUACCAUCUUCCCCACACUUUCUCGUACCCAUUUAUAGGAUUUUUUUUAAAACGAGCAGAAGGUUGAUGUUAUCGACCUACUUUAGCAAAAUAUGAGGGUUUCCUGUCCCUGAAAAGUCUGCUCUUCGGCUCCACCCAACAAGUUUUAAUUCAUCCAGUGAGAUUAUUUCUGCCUCCAGAGCAGCACUGCCUCUGAGAAACAUUAAACUAAAACACCAACAGACUUUUCAGGAGUUCAGUGUCUUGCUCACAGCAGCAUUUAAAGUAAAAGGAAGUCGAUGGGGGAUUGAACCGACACCCUUUUAGUUACCAUACAGCUUCUCUUGCGUCUCAGGCCCAGUGUUGCCCAGUCUUUUUUGUCUGGUGAACUACUCACAGUCCACCAGCCUUUGCGGUCACACUCCUACUUUGCGUCAUAGGGAUCCAAAAUGUCCUCCAUUUACCGCAGCGACAUCCACUGAAACCAGAGGCCGACCUUUAAUCUGUAGACACUAUGCUGGUUUUCUACUUCCUACGACUGAAACAGAUAGCCCUGUAUAAAUAACUAGACACUUCCUCAUAUCGCACAGAUACAAUUGUACGACCUGUCUUGGGUGUUUCUUCUGCCUUUUGCCCAAUGCAUGCUGGGAUAAACUCAGCCGCUCUGUGACCUUGAAUAGGAAAGUAAAGAAAAUGGCUUGUCAUCAAAGUGUGGCAGAUAUGUAAUAAAAUGUUUCCAAGACUAUUGUACACACAGACACUAUGUUUAAACGUCCCUAUAUUCUGAUGUUUUAUUUAAACAGGGCUGUCUAUUGAGAAAACAUCUCAGUCAUUUCAGUCUGGUGCUUUUGGUCCGCAGACGACCAUCUUUUUCCAGGAAGCCUUCCGAUCCUCUGACCUUCCUCAGAUACCAGCUAACAACUGGACACAUGCAGUCCAUGCUGACACACACACACACACACACACACACACACACACACAUGCACAAAAAGUAACAAAAAUCAACAAUAAACCAGCAGGUUCAAAGUUUUUGCCAUCAUGUUUACUCUCCGUUUAUACAACCAACCUUCAGGUGCUUUUUAAACUCUUUUUUACAGCGCUCUUGCAGGUUACACACACACACACACACAGACACACACAUUUGCUGGAAACAGUGACUUUCACGCUUCUUUAAACUCCUUUUCGCUACAAAACACAGCAUCAAUACAAACACACACAUGCAUACACACUGUGUUUUUGCCAGCCGCCUGUCGCCAUCAGGCUUCCCACGGCACCGCCGGGUGUGACAUCAUCACCCUGCGUCGCUUGGUGCUCCCAAACCCCCUCCACUCCCCAACCCCCAGGUGCUGCAUGUCAGUCAGUCAGUGUAAUCUCCGAUUCCAUGUUAGAUUAGGGAGUAAUGAUCAUAAUAAUAAUGGUAAUAAUUACAAUAAUAAUCUGUUAUUGUGUGUGUGUACUGUUCCAGGUUGGUGCUCAGUUCAGUUCAGUCUCAGCCUAGAGGGGAGAGAGAGAGGCUAGAGAAAGCAUAUAUUACAGUUAGUAUAGUGACUUGUUCUAUUGUACCCAAGGAUGCCAGAAGAAAUUGUUAAACCGAUGAGCUAAAGGACACUCUCAAACAAGAGCCAGUUGAAAUAACACCGAAUGUUGAAAAAGAGGUGGACGAGACAGGUUAAGGUGAACAACUUCAUCAAUAAAUACCCUGAAAUCAGGUCCAGUAUGAUCUGGGUGGGAACUUUUUCCUUCAAGGGAAAAUGGAUACGUUGAAGCGAAAUCCAAAAUUUCCAGUGGCUCCCAAAGUUUUGGUCAGAACCUCCUGACUGCAAGGUCAUCAACAAAAUAGGAAAGAAAAUAAAGAAGUCUGCUACACAAAAUUAAGUCAACAUUUUCUGAUUUCCUUUGAAAUAUUGGACAAUUUUGCCUAAGGCUGCAAGUAACGGUUAUUUUCUUUAUCGAAUAAUCUAACGAUUAUUUUCUCGCUUAAUUGUUCGUCAGCAAAUAGUAAAAAAUAACCUAUUACAAGUUUCCCAAGCCGACAGUGACGUCUUCAAAUGUCUUGCUUUGUCCAAAACCCAAAGAUAUUCAGUUUACUGUCAUAGAAGACUCAGAAAAACAGAAAAUAUUCACAUUUGAGAAGCUGGAGCCAAAACAUUUUUGCCAUUUUUCUUUAACAAAAUGACCUUAAACGAUUAAUUUAUCAAUUAUGAAAAUUGUUGUUGUUGUAGAUUAAUUCGAUUCGAUUGAUGAAACGAUACAAUCGAUACAGUACAAAGUGUUUUGUUUAUUUGCAAAUGUUAAAAUUAAACAAAUGACAUACAAACAACAAUGAAAAAGCCCAAAAGGCCUUAUUGAUUACCUCUCUGUAAAAUAUAUAGUGGUUCAAAACCUUCCCAAGGGGUCCUAAAAUAGCUCUGAGGGGUCACCAGAUGAUUAAAGGGGUAAAGAAACAAAUCUGGCACAGAGUUUUCUUACUUUUGCUCAAAGCUUUUGCUUUAUUUUGUGAAAUAUCGGAUACUCUGACCUCCUCGUGGCCUCUAAAAAUCAAAAUUUGGUUUAACUGCUCACAAACCGCAUCUACAAGAAGGCUGUAACCUGUGAUGAGGGUUCACAAGUUUUCAUUUUAAGGGGUCAAGUUUGUGAGAUGUUUGGGAAGAUGAAGAUCAGAUGUCAGGAGUGAAUCUGUGGAUUAGUUUGAAAAUAAGACAUGAAAUGCUUUUCCCUCUCUGAACUGUAUCUUGUAUGUAAAAGUAUGUAUUUGGAGUCUCCUGAAACAAGAAGUUUGAGUUGGUUGAAAUCAACUGCUCAUAGUUCAUCAACAUAAACAGCCUGUGACGAAGGGUUACAAAUAGCCUUUGCUUCGUUUUAAAGCCCAGAAAGUUGGAAACCACUGGCUCUAAGCGGUGUUAUUUCAACGUGUCUGUUUGAGAAUGCGGUCGGACUAAAGCGUGAGGAACUCGAUAUUUUUAAAUGAUGGGUGACACAGUGAUGAUGUUUCUGUUCGCCUGUCGACAGCUUUUGGGCUGAGUGACGCGUUGUUUUCAACACUGAUACACUUAUUAACACAUCCACAAAAAAACACUGUUAUUAACACACAGAGCGAACGACGCUCAGACGCAGAGAUACAUGCACAACACCUACAAAUACAAUGCUGUGGCGCAUUCAGACACUCAUCUCAUGGACUAAAUGAAGAUGAGCUUUUAGGAAAAGGAGGACCUGGUGGUGUUUCAAAAGGUGCUAAAAUUUUAUCUGAAAAUAAGAAAAAUAUAUUGUUAGGAGUAUAAAUCAAGUUUGUCUUUACAAUGACUGUAUUUAAGUUUGUCGUAGUAAUGAAAAGGCACUAUUAUUAUUUUACUCUUGUAUGAAUAUGAACUAAUUAAAAAGGCAUUUUAACUUUGUACUUGAACAAUGUAAGAAAUGAAUCGUGAAUAAAAAAAAAAGGACUGUUUCUUGUGA
Messenger RNA from Siniperca chuatsi (mandarin fish), 9058 nucleotides. RefSeq names its product DNA (cytosine-5)-methyltransferase 3A-like. The coding region runs from base 428 to 3025 and encodes 865 amino acids. The transcript has 24 exons. Gene Ontology annotation, molecular function: methyltransferase activity. Gene Ontology annotation, cellular component: cytoplasm; nucleus. Gene Ontology annotation, biological process: negative regulation of DNA-templated transcription. The record is from RefSeq and is a predicted model, not a curated record. Lineage: Eukaryota; Metazoa; Chordata; Actinopteri; Centrarchiformes; Sinipercidae.